Messenger RNA from Closterium sp. NIES-65, 1386 nucleotides. NCBI's taxonomy places the organism in Eukaryota, Viridiplantae, Streptophyta, Zygnematophyceae, Desmidiales, Closteriaceae. The record is from the annotation of a GenBank genome assembly.
AUGACCAUUUUCGACCCAUCCUGUCCCGCGGCCGUGAUUCCCGCCCCGGGAUCCCCGCCGUCGAGCUGUUCCCGGUGGAAGUACCUAGUUUUCGGGGACUGCGUGUGCUCCGCGCGCGACGCCGCGUCGCUCUACUUAGGUCUUUUUAGUAUCGCGUGCUGGGCGGUGGCGGAGGUCCCGCAGGUGAUCGCCAACUGUCAGGCGUCGCGCAGCGGCGUGGAGCUUGAGGAGGUGCCUCUUGCGCUGGUGCUGACGUGGAUCGUGGGUUGCUUUGUCGCUUCUCUCGUUACUUCUCCUCCUCAUCCCGUCUUCUCCCCUCCCCCUUGUCUUCUUUCCCUAUGUCACUCCCUCUUUCCUUCCCCUGUGCUCCCUCUUUCCUACCGCUCACCUAUCAUUCCAUCUCCCUGUGCUUCCCUUCCCCCACCUCUCCCCACUCCCUUCUCCCAUUCCCUCUUCUCCUCUGUCUGCCGGCACCAAAUGCAUGCAUCUCAUCCCUGCAGCUUCCGACCCAGCUCUUCACAGCAAUCCGUGCAGCAGAAAGGGAAAACCGUCUUUCCUCCUCUCCUGCCCCUCAUCCCGCGGCUCCUCGUCCUUCCCACUUCUCUCAAUCCCCCCCAUACUGUCACAUCACAGCUCUACACAAGCACCACGUGCGUGCUAGUACUGCAGCACGUGCUCUCAGCGUGCAGCAGGAAGAGGCAGCAGCGGCGGGGGGGGAGGAGAGGCAGGAGACUUGCGACCCCCAGCAGAAACGCUCCCUUGCUAGAAGGUCCCCUCCCUGUCGGAACUACCUCUGCGUCUGCCGCUGCUGCUGGUGGUGGUGCCGCUGUUGGUGCUGAUGAUGGUGGUGAUGAUGAUAGUGACGAUGGUGAUUAUAUUGAGGAUGAUUACGGUGCACCCAACGGGCUGUAUCACGCCAUGAUUGAUGAGGAUUCGGCUUCACUCCCCCGCACACUGCUCCCCCUCCUUGAAGCCUCUGCAGUUGCAGGGGGGAAUAGAGGGCAGCAGCAGAGGGACACGCAGCUGGCGCCCGUCUCACUCUCUCUUUCUUCACUUCCUGUAUUGGAACAUGCUCCCUCUCUUCUCGACUCCUUAUCCACCUUCCUUCCCCCCAACCCAACCCCCGCAGGUCAUCAGGGUCUUUCUCAGGCAGCUGGCGUCGUCUCACUCUCUCCAGCUCCUUUGGAGCCAGCUUUCCCCGCAACCCCUCUUCCCCCUCCCUCAAUGCGCUAUCACUGUGCUCAGUGUCCCAAGGUGACAUUUGAGUCGACUCAGGUGACAUUUGAGUCGACUCAGGUGACAUUUGAGUCGACUCAGGUGACAUUUGAGUCGACUCAGGUGACUUUUGAGUCGACUCAGGUGACUUUUGAGUCGACUCAAAACUAG